Messenger RNA from Mastomys coucha (southern multimammate mouse), 864 nucleotides. Its product is annotated as serine protease inhibitor Kazal-type 10-like. The record is from RefSeq and is a predicted model, not a curated record. The transcript has 8 exons. Gene Ontology annotation, molecular function: serine-type endopeptidase inhibitor activity; protein binding. Bases 75 to 563 code for a protein of 162 amino acids. NCBI's taxonomy places the organism in Eukaryota, Metazoa, Chordata, Mammalia, Rodentia, Muridae.
UAGGUACAGGAGGUCCUGCAGUGGAAUACCUCCUGCCGAGGGAUGAUCUAUUGAGAAGUACUUGAUUUACUCAAAUGAAGUUAUCCUCACUAUGGUCCAAUGCUGUUUUCAUCAAUGUGGCCUUUGCUUUGUAUUCUGAAACUGCCUUCGUAUCAACAUACAAAUUUCAAGUAGACUGUAAACCAUAUAUGAAUUCUGGUGACAUGUGUACCAAAGAGUAUUUUCCUAUAUGUGCAACUAACGGAAAAACUUAUUGCAAUAAAUGUGUUUUCUGCAAGGAACUGAGACUUGAUAAAAUGUCCUCCUCUUUAAUAUGGACCAAAAUCAUUUUCAUCCUGGCCCUGGUGGUUCCCUUUUAUUAUGAAACCACUUUUGCAUUUUCCAAAGAACUUCGUCGUAAGCCAGACUGCGACAAGUACGGGACAUUCCCAAAUAGGUGUACCAGGGAAUGGAAUCCAGUCUGUGGGACUAAUGGACACACUUACAGCAACGAAUGUGUUUUCUGCAAUGCAGUGAUAGCUGCUAAAGAUAAAAUCGAUUAUCAGCAUUAUGGUCGUUGCUGAGUUUUGCAUGGGUUACACAAUGUUCAGGGUCCUGGGGUUAUCCUUUUUCAUAGCAGAACCUGCAGUCAAGAAGAAUGUUCCCAAUCGAUGCUUGAAAUUCCUAGGCAGCAGGUGAAGCCUUCUGUGGUCAUACAGUGGAACACAGAAUAUUGAAAGAAUCUCUUCAACCUGUGAUUGAAGGCUUUUAUUUCAAUCAUUUUAUUAUAGUGUUAAAAAUUGCUGUCUUAAUUUUGUGUUUGAUAAAACGCAGUGUGGUUUGUAACCAGAAAUGUUUCAUUCAACAAAAUGUUAAAUACAUUUU